Closterium sp. NIES-65 is the source of this 8091-nucleotide messenger RNA. Lineage: Eukaryota; Viridiplantae; Streptophyta; Zygnematophyceae; Desmidiales; Closteriaceae. The record is from the annotation of a GenBank genome assembly.
AUGAGUUGCUGGGCGCCGUUGGCGCGGCUGGGGGCGUGCGCGCCGAGCAACGGCAUUGUGGCGUGUCUGAACGCGUGCGACGGGCCCACCAUCGACUGCUACGACUCCUGCUACGCCGACUCCGGCUGGCUCCCACCGCUCUCCACCGCUGAGCUCAUCGCGUUCCCCAUCUCCGCGUGCUGCCUGCUGGGCAUGUCGCUCGUGAUCUCCUGCAUGAUGUCGUCUACCCUCGGGCUUGACAUGGCCACGUUGCAGGCGGCAAUGGAUGGCGUGGACGAGCGGCUGAGGUGGCAGGCUGCCAAGGUGGCAGCGCUGCGCACACGUGGCAGCCUGCUGCUCACCACGCUAUUGGUCGCCAGCACCAGUGUCAACGUCAGCUUCACGCUCUUUGUCUCAGGUGGGUCUCGAUGGGUCUCAGAUGGGUCUCAGGUGGGUUCAGGUGGGGUCAUCCUCCUCUUCACAUGCAUCUCACCCCGGUCCACUGCUCCCCACCCCUCCCUACCACACUCCUCCCCUGCUCCACUCUCCACCCUCUGCGUGCUGCUCAUCCUGCUCGUCGUGGAGACCAGCUAUUUCAUCCCUCCCACCCUCUUCCACCGCUCUCCACCCCACUACUCCCUCCCAUCCCCUGCUCCAUCCUGUUGUGUGUUGGGCAUGGUGAUGGGAUUCGUCCUCUGCGUGCUCCUCAUCCUCCUCUUCGUCGAAAUCGCUCCCCCCGCCAUCUGUGCGCGCCACUCCCUGCGCAUCGCCUCCGCCACCGCGUGGCUCGCCCGCCUGCUGCUGCUGCUGCUCUCUCCAGUGGCUUACCCGGUCAGCCUGCUGCUGGACCGGUACUUGAACAAUCAAGAAGAUGAGGAAGAGAGCAGCUUGCGACGCGGGCUCCUGUGCGGUGGCUCCAGCUGUGCGGAUCCCUACUGCAUGAAGCACGGCGGGUCAGCGGGCUCCUCCCCUCGCAUCUACAUCACUAACCCCCUCGCCAACCCGCCCUCCCUCGAAUUCCCCGACACCACUGCUUCUGCCCUCGACACUGGGAGCGAGCAGACGGAACAGACGGAGGAGAGGGACGAGGAGGAGGAGGAAGAGGAGGAGAGUGCGGCGUUGUAUUCAGAGGAGAUGGAUUCCAACACCCGCAUGCACAUGGCUGGAUUCGGCGCCAUGCCUCCCAGGUCAGUUCCUCCUCCUUGCCACCAGCCAGGUCAGCUCUUCCCUGCCUCCUCCUCCUCCUCCUCCUCCUCCUCCUCCUUGCCCCCAGCCAGGUCCGGCCCGUACGAUUCAAGUCGCUCCAAGCCUGUCAGUGGCGGCAGCGACUCGCCCCUGCGACGCCGCAUCGAGCAGGCAGCUGAUCGGGCUGCUGCUGCUGCUGGUGCCGGUCCCUCCACGCCUGCUGGUGCCAGCACUGGUGGGGGGGAGAGGGGGAGGAAAACGGAGAGCGGUGCAGUAGGAGAGAGCGGGGAGGAGGUGGUGAUGGCGCUGCCUGUGGGGGAGAGUCAGGAGUAUACGAGUGUGGAGGUCGGGGAGGAAGGGGAGGGGUACAGCACUCGGGAGGAGGAGAGUAGUGAGAAGGUGGGGAGGGGUGGGAGGAGUGGGAGAGGAGGGAGUGGGAGAGGAGGAGGGGAGGAGACGGCGGAGGAGUCGGAUGAAGUGCCGAUGGCACUGCCAACGUCUUCUGAUGAUGUUGAUACGGAGUCAGACGACCAGAGGAGGAACCUUGGACGGACUCCGCCCCAGCUUCCUCCCCCUCCACCCACGCCCGCCACUCCUGCUGCUGAUUCCCCUGCUGCUGCUGGUGUAGCAGCAGGGGUUGCAGUGGGAGCGGCAGCAGGAGCAGCAGCAGGGGGGUUGAGAAGCCGACCGGUGAUGCAUGAAACGAUAGUUGAGAUAGGGUCUGAAGGGGAGGGCGAGGAGGAGAGUGAGGAUGAGAGGAGCGAGGGUGAUGAUGAUGAUGUUGUAGAAGCAGAGGCUUAUAGCGGGGAUAGUGGUGCUGUGCAAUCAGGGGCAGCGGGAGGGGUAGCACCAGGAGCGGCAGGAGCACCAGCAGGAGGAGCAGGAGCCGCAGCAGCAGGAGGGGCAGCAGCAGGAGGAGCAGCAGUGGGGGGGGCAGUGGGUGGUUUUGCUGCCAGUGGUGCUGCUGCUUCCACUUCAGCAGCGUUGACCCCACCACCUGCCAUGGCAGCAGGAGCAGCGGAAGGAGCAGGCACAGCAGGAGCAGCAGAAGCAGGAGGAGGAGCGGCAGGAGCGGGAGGGAUGAGUGUGGCUGAGGGAUUCGCAGCAGCAGCCGCAGCUGUGGGUGCUUUCGCGCUCAUGCCUUUCCGAUGGGGACAGAAGCAGCCACAGCAAGAGCAGGAGCAGGAGAAGCAGCAGCAGCAGGAGAAGCAGCAGCAGCAGCAGCAGCAGCAGCAGGGCGAGAAGAAGGAACCGUCACCACCAGCAUCCCCAUCAGGGCGGAUACAAGUGGUUGUGCACGGUACAGGGGGGCCAGGAGGGGUAGGAGGACCCAGCAGCAGCAGCGGUGGCAGCUGGAGAGACAACAGCAAGGAUGCUGAUAGCAAGGGGGACUCUUUGCCAGGAGGACCUAUGGGUCCAUCCCCCCUCCCUCCCCCACCCAUUGACCCCCGCCUCUCCGCCCUUCCCCCUACCGCCCUCCCCCCUCCCCCUGGCCCCUCCGCCUCCCCCUCCUUCCCCCUCCGACCCACACCCGCGCCCGCUCCUGCUGCUGCCUUCCCAAUGUCCUCUGAAGCACCCUCCUUUCCCCUCCGGCCGAUUCCUGCUGGUGCUGGUGCCGCUGCUGGUGCUGCUAUAGCCAGUGGCAGCGGUAUUGGGGGUGGGGGAGAAGGGGCGGAGGAGGGGAGGAGCAUGGGGUUUGAGAGGGACGAGUCUUGGGCCACAGCGCCUGAAGGGGGGAGGAGUGUGAGGUUUGGGAGGGAUGAGUCAUAUGCAACAGCAUAUGAUAGUGAAGGGGGUGAUGGUGGUGGAGAGGGGGGUGAGGGUACCGGUGCUUCUGCCAGUGCUGCUGCAGCAGCAGGGGUGGCAGGAGCGGCAGGGGCGGCAGGAGGAGGGGCAGGUUCGGCAAGUGGUUGGGGUUCGCGCCGUCCGCCGCUAGGCCCGGGAGCCGUAGGUUCGGCAGGCACGCCUGCGGCCUUGGCUCGGGGCCGGCCGACCAGUGCUAGCACCACUGCAUCCCGGAGCUCUGCUGAUUGGUCGAGCCCGGACGAGUCAGAGGUUGAGUCGAGAAAUACCGACACUUUGUUAAGUGCUGAGAGGAGUGUUACUCCUAGCGGGGAUAGGAUGAUGGGGGGUGCGGAUGGAGGGGAAAGAGGCAUGGGGGCAAAUGAUGCUUUGACUAGUGCAAUCAUGGCUUCGUCUAUAUCAGCUGCGGCUGCUGUUGAGAUGGCACGGCAACGGCAGCAGCAGCAACGGCAGGAGGAGGAGGAGAGGCGGAAGCAGGAGGAGCAGGCAGGAGGCGGUUUGCGACAGGAAGGAGGGAGAGGCAGAGGAGGGGAGGGGGAGAGGGAGGGGAGUGAGAGAGAAUGGUCGUUUGCAUCGAGUGAGGAGGAGGAGGAGGAGGAGGAUGAUGUUCCUGUAGGUGAAGUGUUGACGUCAGGGGAGCAAACGAGUGGUCAAAUGCAGCAGCAGCAGCAGCAGCAGCAGCAGCAAAUGGGAGUUGCUGCAGCGGGUGGUGGUAGGAGGAGGAAGGAAGUGAGUUUUGACGAGGGGGUGUCGUCUGGCUCUGCUGUUUCGGCUGCGGUGGUUUCGUCGUCUGCUUCGGGUGUUUAUGGUGGCGCGGGAUGGGGGGAUGGUGAGGGGAAUAGCGGCGUUGUGACUGCUGAGGUUAUUGAGGAGGAGACUGAAGAGGAGGAGGAUGAAGAGGAGGAGGAUGAGGAGGAGGAUGAAGAGGAGGAUGAGGAGGAGGAGGAGGAUGAGGAGGAGGAUGAGGAGGAGGAGGAAGAAGAGGAGGAGGAUGAGGAGGAAGAGGAGGAAGAAGAGGAGGAUGAGGAUGAGGAGGAGGAAGAGGAAGAAGAGGAGGAUGAGGAGGAAGAGGAGGAAGAAGAGGAGGAUGAGGAGGAGGAAGAGGAAGAACAGGAGGAAGAGGAUGAGGAGUAUACAGAGACAGAGGAGGGUACAGAAGAAGUUACGGAGGAGGUAACUGGGACAGAGGAGGUUACAGGGACCGAAGAAGUGACAGGGACGGAGGAGGUCACAGGGACAGAAGAGGUCACAGGGACAGAAGAAACGACGAAGGAUUACGAGGAGGAAGAAGAGGAGGAGGAGGAGGAGGAGGAAGAGGAGGAGGAAGAGGAGGAGGGAACAGAAGUCACUGAAAUGACAGAGGAUUAUGAGGAGGAAGGCGAGGGAGAGGAUGAGGAGGAGGAGGAAGAGGAAGAGGAAGGGGAGGAGGAGGAGGAGGAGGAGGAGGAGGAGGGAACAGAAGUCACUGAAGUGACAGAGGAUUAUGAGGAGGAAGGCGAGGGAGAGGAGGAAGAGGAGGAGGAGGGGACUGAGGAAACGGAAAUGACUGAGGAAUAUGAGGAGGAAGAGGAAGAGGAGGAAGAAGAGGGGACGGAAGUGACUGAGGAUUAUGAGGAGGAAGAGGAAGAGGAGGAAGAGACAGUGGAGGGAACAGAGGAGGAAAUAACCCAAGAGACAGAAGAGGAGGAAUAUGAGGAGGAGGAGGAGGAGGAGGAGGAGGAGGAGGAGGAGGAGGAGGAGGAGGAGGAGGAGGAGGAGGAGGAGGAGGAGGAGGAGGAGGAGGAGGAGGAGGAGGAGGAAGAGGAGGAGGGAGAGGAGGAAGGGUAUGGGACCGAAGAAGCAACAGAGGAAGGAACGGAGGUGACAGAAGAAGAGGUGACAGGGGAAGAGGUAACAGAAGAGGAGGUGACAGGGGAGGAGGUGACAGAAGAGGAGGUGACAGAAGAGGAGGUGACAGAAGAAGUGACAGGGGAAGAGGUGACUGAAGGGGAAGUGACUGAAGAUACUGAAGAGACAGAAGUGACUGAAGGAACAGGGGAGGGGGAGGAGGAGGAGGAAGAAGAGGAGGAGGAGGAAGAGGAGGAGGAGGAGGAGGAGGAGGAGGAAGAGGAGGAGGACGAAGAAGAGGAGGAGGAAGGGACAGAAGAGGAUCAAGGGGCGUCAUACUAUGGUGGGGAGGAGGAAGGGGGCGAGGGGGAGAUGGUAACGGAGACAGAAGGAGAGACGGAGGAGAGUGAGGGGAGCUAUGAUGGGGUUCCAGGUGCUGGGGAGGGUGGGGAGGGGUGGGUGGGAGAGGGAGAGGAAGAGACGGAGGAGGAGACGGAGGGAGAGGAGGAAGAGGAAGAAACAGAGGAGGGGACAGAGGGGGAAGGGGAGGAAGAGGAGGAGGAGGAGGAGGAAGAAACAGAGGAGGGGACAGAAGGGGAAGGGGGGGAAGAGGAGGAAGAGGAAGAAACAGAGGGAACAGAGGGGGAAGGGGAGGAAGAGGAGGGGGAAGAAGAGGAAGAAACAGAGGAGGGAACAGAGGGGGAAGGGGAGGAAGAGGAAGAAACAGAGGAGGGAACAGAAGGUGAAGGGGAGGAAGAGGAAGAAGAGGAGGAAGUGACAGAGGAGGAAGGGGAGGAAGAGGAAGAAGAGGAGGAAGUGACAGAGGAGGAAGAGGAGGAAGAGGAGGAGGAGGAGGAGGAGGAGGAGGAGGAGGAGGAGGAGGAGGAGGAGGAGGAGGAGGAGGAGGAGGAGGAGGAGGAGGAGGAGGAGGAGGAGGAGGAGGAGGAGGAGGAAGAGGAGGAAGAGGAGGAAGAGGAAGAGGACGAGGAAGAAGAGGAGGACGAGGAGGAGGAUGGAUCGAUCAGUGUGGUGCCCCUGAAGGAAGAGAGUAGCAGAGAGCAGGACACAGGCGAGGGAGGAGAACAGGGCUCGUCACAAGAAGAGACCGAGGGAGAGACGGAGGGAGAGACGGAGGCAGAGGGAAGCAGCACAGAGGGAGAGGAGGGAGGAGGGAGAGAGGCGGGGUACGCUGCGAUCGCAGCAGCAGCAGCGGUGGUGGCGGCGGCAGGCGGUGGGGCCUCUGCUGCUGCUAUUCGCAUGCAGCAAGCAGGGAGUUUCAACCGCGAGAUGGGAGCUGGCGGUGCUGCUGGUGAUGGCGGGGGUAUGUGGGGUUUGGAAGGGCUGGAUCGGGGUAGCAGCGGGAGGCUGAGCAGGAGCGGCAGCAGUGCGAGUGGGUACACUGAAGGGGAUAACGAGGAAGAUAAUGAAGAGGAUAAUGGUGGGGACGGGGAUGGGGCGAGUGUUGCAAGUGGGGCCAGUUCGGGUGAGGGGCGAGAAGGGAGCGCGGGAGUGGGGGGUGGUGGACACAGGGAGGCUGAAGGGGGAAAGGGAGAUGGAGUGAGAGGGGGGGAAGGGCACAACAGGCAUGGGCGCCCGGACCUUGUUCCGGAGCUGAGCCUCGAGCCGAGGCUAGAGGCUCGGGAGGAGCAAGAAGGGGGUAGAGGGAUUGGGGAAGGAGGUGUGCAAGGAGAGAGCUGGAGAAGCCAUGGAACAGAAGUAACUGGUGAGACUGGUGAGGGGGAAGAGGAGGAGAGUGAGGAGGGGAGUGAGGAGGGGAGUGAGGAGGGAACAGAGGAAGUGACAGAAGAAGUGACAGAGGAAGGGAGUGAGGAGGGGAGUGAGGAGGAGGGAACAGAGGAAGUGACAGAGGAAGUGACAGAGGAAGGAAGUGAGGAGGGAAGUGAGGAGGAGGGAACAGAGGAAGUGACAGAGGAAGGGAGUGAGGAGGUGACUGGGGAGGCAGAAGAGACAGAGGGAGAGACAGAAGGAGAAACAGAGGGAGAAACAGAGGGAGAAACAGAAGAGGAAACCGAGGAAACGGAAGGCUCUGGGGAAACAGAGGAAACAGGUAUGACUGGCGAGACAGAAGAAACUGGGGAAGAGGAGGAAGAGGAAGAGGAGGAAGAGGAGGAGGAAGAGGAGGAGGAAGAGGAAGAGGAGGAGGAGGAUGAGGAGGAAGAGGAGGAGGAUGAGGAGGACGAGGAGGAGGAGGAAGAAGAGGAAGAGGAAGAAGAGGAAGAAACAGAGGAGGGAACCGAGGGGGAAGGGGAGGAAGAGGAAGAGGAAGAGGAGGAAGAGGAAGAGGAGGGAGAGGAGGAGGAAGAAGAGGAGGACAGCGUAGAUCACACUGCCACUGGCCCCUCUGCCUUCCCUCCCCGCACCUCCGGCCGCAGCAGCCGGCAGGUUUCCUUCCAGGAGGACGUUCAGCCGGCAGCUAGCCGGCUAGCCGGCAGUUCUGGCGCCACUGGGAGUGGGGCGUAUGGGAGCGGGAGCUUCGGAGGGAGGUUAGGGAGCGGGAACUACGGGGGCGGUGGUGUGGGAGGGGGAGGGGAUUAUGGGGGGAGGCUGGGGAGGAGUAAUCUUGGGGGGGAGCAAGGGAAUGGGAAUUAUAGGGGAGAGGAGGCGUAUGGGAGUGGGAAUUACGGGAGUGAAGCGUAUGGGAGUGGGAAUUAUGCCAAGGGGCAUGCGUUGGGUAGUGGGAACUAUGGGAGUGAGGGGUACGGCAGCAGUGCAUAUGGCGGGAGUGGUAACCAUGGCGCGAUGUUACAUGGCGCUGGGGGGAGUGGGCUGGGCGGCAGACUAGGAAGUGGGGGCGGCUUGGGAAGCAGGCUAGGAAGUGGGGGGAUGAGUGGAGGGCUUGGGAGUGGGAAUAUGGGGAGUGGGAAUAUGGGGAGUCAGGUCAGUGGGAGUGGGAAUUACGGGGGGAAAUUAGCCCCUGUGCGGUCUCCUAGUGACAGCGGCCAGAGUGAAGGGCAAAGGGAGAGAGAGAGCGGAGGAGAGGGAGGAGGAGGAGUGGGAGGAGGAGGAGUGGGAGGAGGAGUGGGGGGAGAGAGAGGAGGGACGGGAGUGGGAGGGCCAGUUUGGGAGACGGACGAGGAGCGGAGUCAACCAGCUAGCAUGGAGAGACGAGAGGAGGGGCAAAGUAUGAGACAAGAGGAGGAUCGAAGCAUGGAGGCAGCAGAGGCCCGAGCACCACCGCCAGCAGCACAGGAACCAACGAGUGCAGCUGACGCAUCUGCAUCGCCCCCCAAGUCAGCAAAGAAAGGAGGAUGGCUGGAGAACCUCUGGGGCAAGUAG